CGCCGGCUCUGCUGGAGGAUCCCGAGAGGUACUGAGGCCGCUGCACAACCUGGCACUGCCUGAAGAAGAGACCUCGGAGACUGCACCGCGCUGUUGGAGGCUUCUCAAACAUUCUGCGGCCCGAGGAUCCAGUUCAACUGAGAUGCUAUAGGACAUGUUCUUGUUUUUGCAUUGCACCAAGACCUUCCUGGAAUUUUUCAGAAGCAAGUUUGCUUAACAACCAAUUUUGCACUGAGUGCCUAUGCUGCUUGUACUCUGUCUGAAUUUGCACUACUUAGCUAGUGUAGUCAAAAUUGAAAUUGCACACAGCACAGCUCAAGUUUGCAUCAGACUGGAAAGUGAACAUAAGCCUAUGGUGCAUGGCUGGAGACUGGGAAAGGUGAUAGAUGUCUGAAGUAGAAGAGGUGGUGCAGAGGGGGCACUGCCCAUGCUGCCCUGCUUCCAGCUUCUGCGCAUAGGGGGCGGCAAGGGCGGUGAUCUCUAUACCUUCCACCCCCCCACUGGUGCUGGCUGCACCUAUCGCUUGGGCCACAGGGCUGACCUGUGUGAUGUGGCCCUGCGGCCCCAGCAGGAGCCUGGCCUCAUCUCUGGGGUCCACGCCGAGCUGCAUGCUGAGCCCCGGGGUGAUGACUGGAGAGUCAGCCUGGAGGACCACAGCAGCCAAGGGACUUUGGUCAAUAAUGUCCGACUCCCAAGAGGUCAUAGGCUAGAGUUGAGUGAUGGGGAUCUCCUGACCUUUGGCCCUGAAGCGCCCCCAGGAACCAGCCCCUCAGAGUUCUACUUCAUGUUCCAACAAGUCCGGGUCAAACCUCAAGACUUUGCUGCCAUUACCAUCCCACGGUCUACGGGAGAUGCCGGGGUUGGUUUCCAGCCCAUGCUGCCUUCCCAGGGGGCUCCACAGCGGCCUCUCAGCACCCUCUCUCCCACCCCCAAGGCCACACUGAUCCUCAACUCCAUCGGCAGCCUCAGCAAGCUCCAGCCCCAGCCACUCACCUUCUCCCGGAGUGGGCCAAAAAGCAUGCCUGUUCCCACUCCACCUGGAGAAGUAGGGACUACCCCUUCUGUCCCACCCCCACGAAAUCGGAGGAAAUCUGUUCACCGAGUGUUGGCAGAAUUGGAUGAUGAGAGUGAGGUUCCUGAAAGCCCCCCACCAGUCUUUAUGGAGCCCAGGAAGAAACUCCGUGUAGAGAAAGCCCUUCUGACACCCAGUGGAAAUCGCCGUGGCCGUCCUCGAAAGCACCCAGUGAGUGUCCCCACGGCGCCCCCUGCAGGUGGGGGAGGGGAGCCCUGUGCAGCUCCGUGUUGUUGCUUGCCUCAAGAGGAGACAGUGGCCUGGGUUCAGUGUGAUGGUUGUGAUGUCUGGUUUCACGUGGCCUGUGUUGGCUGCAGUAUCCAGGCUGCCAGGGAGGCUGACUUCCGAUGCCCAGGGUGCCAUGCUGACACCUAGACCUAAGGCCUACCCACCAGAGGACACAGCUCCAUUUUGCAGAAGGACACAGUG
Molecule: messenger RNA, 1501 nt
Organism: Otolemur garnettii (small-eared galago)
Lineage: Eukaryota; Metazoa; Chordata; Mammalia; Primates; Galagidae
Gene: TCF19
Product: transcription factor 19
Exons: 4
Coding region: 428-1447 (339 amino acids)
Biological process (GO): regulation of gene expression
Cellular component (GO): nucleus
Molecular function (GO): protein binding
Source: RefSeq, a predicted model, not a curated record